Empidonax traillii (willow flycatcher) is the source of this 954-nucleotide messenger RNA. RefSeq names its product clarin 3 (gene CLRN3). The record is from RefSeq and is a predicted model, not a curated record. Bases 121 to 804 code for a protein of 227 amino acids. The transcript has 3 exons. Lineage: Eukaryota; Metazoa; Chordata; Aves; Passeriformes; Tyrannidae.
UUUACCAGGGUAACUCUCUGUGAGCACAGAGCCCGGACAGCAAGGAGGAGGAAACAACCCCAUGGUAGCCGGACUAGAGGGAACAAAAUACCCUGAACUGGUGGAAAAAUCUCUGCCAAGAUGCCUUCCAGGAAGAAAACGACCAUGUUUGCAUCUUCUUUUUGUACCUGUGUUUCCUCCUUCGUGCUGAUUUGCGUGGUGCUGGCGACACAGCAGUGGGUGAGCAGCGAGGUUCGCUUCUCUCGCACCAACAGCAGCGUCACCAUCAGCCUCGACUAUGGACUCUUCAGGGGCACCUGUGAACAGUUUGUUGAAGCAGGACUUCAGGUGUCCAAAAAGACCUUCCAAGUUGCAGAUUCCCUGAGCAGCACCAAGGCAAAAAGCACCAACGUUGCCAUUAUUGUGGUUCUGGUUCUCAGUUUACUGACUUCCCUUCUGAGCUCUGGAUUUACCUGCACCAAUGCUGUCAGCAAUCCCUACCAGACAUUUCUGGGACCCAUUGGAGUCUACACCUGGAAUUCCAUAUGUGGAAUCCUCAUCCUCAUAGCCAUGAUCCUUUUCCCUGUGAACAUAGAAGCACACGGCCUGUCUGAAGAAUUGGCCCAUGGAUGUUCCACCUCUCUGCAGAGUCACAUCAAGUCUCAGCACAGUUAUGGAUAUUCCUACUGGAUCUUGCUGCUCAUCCUUUUCCUGAACAUUGCUUCCCUCAUCAUCAUAUAUUUCUAUGACCACGCAAGAUAUUCUAAGAAGAAAGAGCAGGAAAGGCCCAUUGAAAAUGCACCAAAAGAUGUCAUUCUGUUUUAAGGACACCACAGAAAAGAGGGUGCAGAAGGAAAAUGACUAUUUAAUGUGGACAAGUAAUUUCCAUUCAAACUGAACUGUGCGUUGCAGUUCAAUUGACAAAUUGGUUUGAAGGCACAGUGGUCUAUUUUGGUUUUAGCUGCCUUCUGCUUC